AAGAAGCAGGACCUAGAGCCGUCCGAGGCCGGGUCCAGCGUCACUUCCAUCGAGUCAGACGACCUGAAAGAGCGGGAAAACUGGACGGGCCGUCUGGACUUCCUGCUGUCAUGUAUCGGGUUCGCCGUGGGUCUGGGGAACAUCUGGAGGUUCCCUUAUCUCUGCUACAAGAGCGGAGGAGGUGCCUUCCUUGUGCCUUACAUAAUUUUCCUGAUCCUGUGUGGCCUGCCGUUGUUCUUCAUGGAGAUUUCCUACGGCCAGUUUGCCAGCCUGAGCCCCAUCACCGUGUGGAGAAUCAGCCCGCUCUUCAAAGGUAUCGGCUACGGCAUGGUGAUCAUCUCGGGCAUUGUGUGCGUCUACUACAACAUCAUCAUCACCUGGACCUUCUACUACCUGUUCAUGUCCAUGAGGAAAGUGCUGCCCUGGAGCGUGUGUGGCCAGAGCUGGAACUCGCCCGACUGCGUGGUGGAGAGGCCGGUCAUCAACGAAACUGAGGCGCUCGAGACCACGUCCCUGUUUGAGAACGCAACGUUUGCGUUAGACAACUCAACUUCCUUCGCCAACUCAUCUUUUGUCAACAGCUCGGUGAUCGUGGGCAACAUGAGUGCCCUGGUCAACAAGACAAUGUUCAGCCCAGCCAGCCAGGAGUUCUGGGAGAACAAUGUUCUGGAGAAGACGAGCGGCAUUGAGGACUUUGGUGGCAUCCGCUGGCCGCUGUUUGGCUGUCUGGUACUUGCCUGGACCAUCGUCUUCCUCUGUCUGUGUAAAGGAGUCAAGUCCUCUGGGAAGGUGGUGUAUGUGACGGCCACGUUCCCCUACCUGGUACUUCUGAUCCUGUUGGUCCGUGGCGUGACCUUGCCCGGUGCCGCGGAGGGCAUCAAGUUCUACCUGAUCCCCCGCUGGGAGAAGCUGGCCACGUUCAAGGUGUGGGGCGACGCCGCUGUGCAGAUCUUCUACUCGGUCGGGAUGGCCUGGGGCUCACUCAUCACCAUGGCCAGCUACAACAAGUUCAGCAACAACGUGCAGAGAGAUGCCUUGAUUGUGCCCAUCCUGAACUGCAGCACCAGCAUCUUCGCCGGCCUUGUCAUCUUCUCCGUGCUGGGCUUCAUGUCCCACACGACCGGCGUGCCCAUCGACAAGGUGGUCACCCAGGGACCUGGCCUGACCUUCGUCGUGUACCCAGAGGCCGUGGCUAAGAUGCCCCUGUCCCAGCUGUGGGCCAUCUUGUUUUUCCUCAUGAUCUUCACCAUUGGCUUGGACAGUCAGUUUGGAAUGUUUGAAACCAUGACCAGUGCUUUCAUCGACGAGUACCCACAGCUGUUGAGAAAGAAGAAGAUUCUCUUCACCGCCUUCAUGUGCUUCAUCGAGUUUGUUCUGGGAAUCCCGAUUGUGUUCCAGGGUGGUGCGUACCUGCUACAGAUCAUGGACUGGUACUGCGCGACCUUCUCCCUAAUGCUUCUCUCCUUCUCCGAGUGUAUGGUGAUCUCGUGGAUCUAUGGAGUCGACCGCUUCCUCAAGGACAUUGAGCUUAUGAUUGGCUACAAGCCGUCCGUCUUCUGGAAGAUCAUGUGGAAGUUUGUCACUCCAGCAGUUGUCCUGUUCAUCUGGCUGUUCAGUGUGAGCCAGCUGGAGCCUGUGACGUACGGCGACUACGAGUACCCGACCUGGGCCAUCACGUUUGGCUGGCUGCUGGGUCUGUGCUCCAUCAUCCCCGUGCCCAUCCUCGCCAUCCAUGCCAUCUACAAGGAGGAGACCGGCACUCUGUUCCAGAGAAUCAGAAAGCUAGUCGAGCCUGCUGCCAACUGGGGACCGUCUCAAAUGGAAGACAAAAUGCGAUACAUCGAGUCCAUGACCUCCUUCGAGCGCGAGCGCUUCGAGGCAGCUCAGCAGAACGUUGACCGUCAGCGCUACCUGGUGAUGAGAAACAUGAACAGCAGCGCCAUCUACAAAGGUCCCGUGACGACCAUCAAUCUGGACACAGCCGAGGAGUCAGCCGUCAGAGAGCAGAUGCUGCCCGCCGGGGCGGCCAACUACCCAUUCUCAGCGCCCACGGAGCCCUCGCAUUUAACUAACCUUUUGAACGGUGAAAAACCACCCAACAGCAUAUGUUGAUUCCUGACCUGGAUUCCUGUCUAGUCACAAGCCGUCCGGAGCUGACUGAGAGCAAGGACACCUGAUUGUGUUGUGACCUCCAACCUCCGACCCAGUUCUAUUGCUGGCUUUUGUUGGAGCGAGCGAUGGUGAUACGAAAAGAAGGGUACUUAAAUAUAAGGUUUUUAUGUUGGCGGACGGAAAAUCCCAGUGGGUAUGUUGUUCUAAGCCUUGUGAAUGAGUGCUAAAAGAGAAAUGUGUACAUGUUUGAUUGAAAUAUUGUUCUAAAUCAGAGUCACAAAACUAUCGUAAACAUACAAUAUAAAGAACUUUUUUAAAGUGCAAAAAACUUAAAAUUGUAAGUAAUAAUUCCAGCAAACAAUGCAAGUUUUUAAGGGUUUGAGAUUAAUUCAGAACUUUUUAGUAGUGGUGGACACAAAGAUGUUCUAAUUGUGAUUCGUAGAAAUUUGUACCUUCACAUUGUAUGAAACAGUGGGAAUACUCAAGUAUUAAAUAUGAAGCGUUUUAGUCCACCAUCAUAGCAGUAAUUCUGCCUUACAAAAGCAAGAGGUAUAUAACUAAUCUAUAUGUAGUAGACAUUUUGCAAUAUUGGUAGGAGAUUUCCGCGAAUGUUAUCCUGAAGUGAGCAAGACGUACAUCGGGCAUUGUAUGGUUCAGUCUUUCAUCUUCCUGUGCCCCUCAAAGUUAUUUAUUGCACUUCCUGCCAUUGUUGACCAUCUAGACAAUCAGUCGCGGUCGUGAUUCCAUACAUUCAUGUCAUUUCUGAGUUUCUGGAGACUCGGGGUAUCCAUGUUGUACCCAGGGUAUCCGGUGUUGCAUUCAGCAUAUCCGGUGUUGCAUUCAGCAUAUCCGGUGUUGCAUUCAGCAUAUCCGGUGUUGCAUUCAACAUAUCCGGUGUUGCAUUCAGCAUAUCCAGUGUUGCAUAUCAGCAUACAUCCAAUGUUGCAUUCAGCCGGUGUUGCAUUCAGCAUAUCCGAUGUUGCAUAUCAGCAUACAUCCGAUGUUGCAUUCAACAUAUAUCUGAAGUUACAUUCAGCAUAUCCGAUGUUGUGCAUCCAGCCUGUCUGAGUCUCUUGAGAAUUACAAUGCUUACACAGCUUAAGCUUAAGCUUAGUCUACCCGGGACCAUAGAAUAUCUGCCGCAGUCAUCUUGAGAGAGAGUCCUGAAUCUUCUUAAGUUUGAUCCACAGUCACUGAUCUCAGUGUUCCUCUACUGCGCUGCUCUUCUUUUCUACUUUGUUUUUAUUCCAUUUUGAGAUACUACUUUUACUUUUUGAUAAUGGUCGCCAGUGAAAGUGCAUCAACACAAAUGAUACAAACAUAAAUUAAAAGGCAUAAUGAUGCUUUUCCCAUCUAUCUGAAUGCAUUUUAUUAAUUUUUUAAAGACAAACUUAUCCAAAAGCUCAUAACUAAAGUGCUUUUUAAACCGAAGGUGAAUUGAAAAAGUUAGACAAACUUUUUUCUAUCUAGAACUGGAUUUGUUUAGAGGCAACGUAAGAUCAUAAAGCUGUGGAACUGUUUCAGUAAGGGUCUUUCAAGAAAAAGACAUCAUUUUUGCCCUCAUUGUUUAAGAAACAAAUGUAUUACCGGUAGAAUUGUUUUGUUUUUUUAUACCUUUGAACUUGACAAUCUCCUUAGAUUUUGAUAUUGUAUGUGUGUGUGAGAGAGAGAGAUAUAGAGAGGGUUCGCCUUACAUACAGGGUGUUGUGUGUUAGUAAUGUCAGUGGCUAUGGAUGUAUAUAAGAUGCUACGGAUGUUUAAAUAUAUAUAUAAAUACCCCUUGUAUAUUUCUGCCAAUGAAUCUGACGAAUGUAUAUAGCCAACUGUAAAUAUGUACAAAAGAGGACGUGUGAUUGCGAUGCUGAGUGUGAUGCUGAGUGUGAAAAAGUCGUGCGCUAUGAAAAGACAAGAUUGGUGCUGUUCACGUUUGAGCAUCAUAUAUUUAUGGAAGAAGACAAUCACUUUUGAAGCAAAAGAAUCUUUAUUUGAAUGUUCGGGGGCGUGGUAUGACUUUCUUUGUGUUUGCAAGCCUGUGCAUGUUUGUUCAGAUGAAUGAAUGACGAGAAAGUAUGAAGGGACGUUGAAAAAUGUCAUUGGAUGUAAAUGUUCAUUUUGUCACUGACUGCAAGCAAGCCUUCAAGCUAUGCCAUACUGAUAUCUGCUGAUCUGACUACUCUCCAAUUGUUUUCAUUUCAUGACUUCAUUUUUAAAAAUCAAAACUUCGAUAUAUAUGAAUUGUAUUCUUGCGUAAGAGCAGAAGAGAAACCAACUUUAAAUCUACGUAAAGAGGGAAAGAACUGCAGUUUUUUAAAGUUAAAGCUGCUUGAAUAGAAAAGAAAAAAACAUUCAAGCAUUUGUUUCAAAUUUUUGUCUUGUAACUGAGGAAAAUUAUUUUUAAGCUUAAAAGGUUUGUUUCAUUAUCCACCCCCCCCCCCCUUCACCCCCCCCCCCCCCUCCCCCUUUAAUUUUUCCCUCACACUUUCUGAGGACAGCACACAACAUUUGGAUGUAAAUGAACACACUUUGAAGGUAUAGGACCACAAGUUGUUGUAGAAUGUUAAGGCCAGAUAUCUACAAGGUUUCUGCUGCUGUCAGACGUCUCUUGUUGCUAACAUUCAUUCCGAAAACACAGCAAUGAAUUGUUCAUGUUCCUUCCCUGAUGUUACAUUGUGGAAACACGGUGAGACUCACCGUCUCCUGUUAAUAUUUAUUCCCUUCUCUAUGAGCUGUCUCUCUCUGUCUCCUUUCUUUCUUCUUUUCCUAUUUUUAGCCUCUCAUGAUUCUCCACUUUCCCUGCUUCUAACUCACUUUUGCAAAGGUCAACUGUUCCUCACAAGCCAAAGUAUUCAGGUUCAAACCUGUAGACCCGGCUGGCACAAUGCUCACGUUGGCUCAUGGCACAACGAGGAUUUUGUUGUUGUUUUUUUUGGUGUUUUUUUUUGGGGGGGAGAAGAACAGAUUUAUUUUAGUCAAAGAAUCUCAGCCUUGACUGUGUUAUACAAUGUUGAGCUCACAUGCUGUUCAAGCUAUUGACAAUCAAAUACUCCAUAGGGCUGGGUGGGUUUUUUUUAAUGAUUAUGUGUCAAGAAUAUCUUUUUUUAAGAUUAAAUAACAGAAAUUGUUUUUUCAUUGACCAUAAUUAAACUAUAAUUUUUAUGAUUGAAACAUUUACAAAGUUUAACAUCUUUCUGCUUGUAUUGAAAAGUGACAUACUGUAAACAUCUUUCUGUAUGUGACACUAGUACAUAGAAGGGGGACAAUACUACCCUGUUAGUUCCAUCAUCGUUACUUUUGCUCCAAAGUUGCAGAAAAACAACUACGCCUCUUGUUAAAGAAACGGAGAGACCAAAGUUUUGUCAAAGAAAUUGUUAGAUGUUGAUCUGAUGUCACUCCAAAAUUCUGAAACUUUCAGAACCAAGUAUGCGUGCUCACAGAUGCAGCUGAUGAUCUUGGAAUGAGAUUAUCUUUAGCGUAGCACUGUCAGUCAUGUUGUGCAAGGUUUUGUUUUUUUUAUGUUGAGAGCUGAAUCUCCUUUCUCUUUUGCUUUGUGCAGAAUCCUGCAGGGACUGUCUCAUAAGUUUGUGGCUCUCAGAGGCUCUGUUCUCACUUUUUGUUGCGUUUUCUUAUUAUGCGGGACUGGGGGGGAAUGUUAUGACGUUUUAUACAUGAACUACAUUUUGUUAAUGCUGAAAAAAGAACCAAAAUAAAAUAAAAAACGGUAUAACAAUUUGAA
Messenger RNA from Aplysia californica (California sea hare), 5845 nucleotides. RefSeq names its product sodium- and chloride-dependent glycine transporter 1. Lineage: Eukaryota; Metazoa; Mollusca; Gastropoda; Aplysiida; Aplysiidae. Gene Ontology annotation, biological process: sodium ion transmembrane transport. The record is from RefSeq and is a predicted model, not a curated record. Gene Ontology annotation, cellular component: membrane.